Messenger RNA from Triticum aestivum (bread wheat), 1557 nucleotides. RefSeq lists its product as uncharacterized. The transcript has 8 exons. The coding region runs from base 381 to 1301 and encodes 306 amino acids. The record is from RefSeq and is a predicted model, not a curated record. NCBI's taxonomy places the organism in Eukaryota, Viridiplantae, Streptophyta, Magnoliopsida, Poales, Poaceae. Gene Ontology annotation, cellular component: small-subunit processome; box C/D methylation guide snoRNP complex. Gene Ontology annotation, molecular function: snoRNA binding.
UGCAAGCAGCUAUCUCAAAAAAGUGUCCCCAGUUCGCGUUCGCAAACCGCCAAACCCUAACGUGCGACGGCCUUCUGCUCGGCGGCCGCAAACCACCGGCUGAAGCUGGCGCCGUGAUCACCAUCGUGAACCCCUUAUCCCGCCCUCAUUCGACGUUCUGUGCCGCCCUCGCCCAGAAACCAUAGUCGGCGCCCCCGACUGCCCCGAUCUUCUCGUCCCUUCCUCUUUCACCGCCGCCGCCACCGCAGGUCCUUCAUCCUCCUUCUCACCGGCUAAGGAGCUUGAUGCUGCUGCUGAAACUGUUUCCAAAUGACUACUAGGAACUACAGCGGGGUUUUUAAGCAUCGUCAUGAUGCUUCUCUUAUUCUUGACAUUUUCUUAUGGCGGAUGAAACUCUUCUGAAGCUGCUCUUUGAGACACCUUCUGGUUUUGCAAUCUUGGGCAUUGAUGGGGGUUUUCUCUUCGAAGAAAAACCGCUUGAGAUCAUCUGGACUAAAUUUGCCAACAAAACCACGGUUGACCUGGUGGCCUGUGAAUGUGAAUUCCAGAAGUUCGAGAACAAGUCAGAUGCCAUUAAUCCUAGUUCUGGUAUAGAUGGACGCCUUGCUACAAUGAUUAAGAAAUGGUGGUUUGGAGAGAAACUUCUUGUUGGAAAGCUUGAGCAUAAAUACAUUAUUGAAAAAGAACUGAAUAUUGUCUGCCGCUAUGAUGAACUUGUCUUGGAAGUGAUGUGGGGCAUGAAAAACCUGUUACAUAUCAUAGUUCCUGAAGAGGAAUUAGAGCUGAGUGAUGAGGACAGCAAGCAUAGGAGCAAAGGAUUACAAAUAUUCCUGCAAAAUCUUAACUUCGUCAUCAAACCUGGUCUAGUUAAUGGACAAAUUACAGAAACAGCAUGCUACGUGUAUCACUGUCUAGAACAUAACAAGGAGAUUCUUCGGUGCAUGCGUGUGACUGGUGUUCUUGAGAAAGAAGGCAUCAACACUCAGGGCUGGGAUGCAUUGAAGUAUGUGACAGCUUUUAUGCUCAUGUGUACAAAUGAAGAUCCAUCUGAGCCUAAUCAGGGGUUUUCAGCAGAGGAUCUUGCGAAGAUAGUUGGUGGUAAAGGGAAAUAUGAUAAGGGACUCCUCAAGGACAAUUUUAUGUUGAUUUACCGAAAAGCGGUCGAUGUCCACCAAACUAAAGUUGUGAAAUUACAAGAGUUGGAUGCUUUGGUUAAGGAGGCUAAAGAAAGGGCAGGAGAAGCUCCGCAGUUGCAAGACGUGGUGGUGUCUGUCACGGAGAAGAGCAAGAUAGAGCCUUGAGGAGCUUAGUGCUACACUGCCAACAGCCAACGGAUAGGAAUUUCGUUGUUGAUGCUGAUGGUAUGAAAAUAUAGUGAGGUCAUUGCCAUCUUGUUUAGGUCCGUCUUGUGAGGCUGCUUGCUUAUGCCAAUACAUUUGGCACGUUAAUGUCUAGACAAGUCUGAAAAAUUGGCUGUUAAUUUUGGACCCCAGUAGCUGGCUGUCGUCAGCCGGGAACGAUCCUCCAACGAAUGAAAUCGUUCGCUGGAGAAGUCUC